Molecule: messenger RNA, 1804 nt
Organism: Mycetomoellerius zeteki
Lineage: Eukaryota; Metazoa; Arthropoda; Insecta; Hymenoptera; Formicidae
Gene: Fkbp59
Product: FK506-binding protein 59kD
Exons: 6
Coding region: 220-1602 (460 amino acids)
Molecular function (GO): peptidyl-prolyl cis-trans isomerase activity; protein binding
Source: RefSeq, a predicted model, not a curated record
GUCGGAAGAACGUACGGCGUCAAGUUUUCUAGUAAAUUCCACAUGAAAUCGAUUUCCGCCGGUGUACGGUUGUGUGACGAGUCGCAGUCGACCAUACGAUUAUUUCGAAUCAACCGGCACGCGUGUCGAAACUGUUGGAAGAUUGCUCUAGAUUGCUUAAUUCGAACGAGAUUCUCCACUGCGUAUAUCUGAACGCAUCCCUUAUUUUCGCAAAUCAGAAUGGUCGAGGUAGAUUUGACUUCCGCACAGGACGGCGGCGUGUUAAAGGAAAUUAUCAAGGAAGGAGAAGGAGAUUCGCUUCCUACGAAUGGUUGCAGAGUAAAGGUCCACUACAUCGGUAGUCUACAGGAUGGCACGAAGUUUGAUUCCAGCAGAGACAGGGAUAAGCCGUUCACUUUUACUCUCGGGAAUAACAGUGUCAUCAAAGGAUGGGACGUCGGCGUCGCUACCAUGAAGAAGGGUGAGAUCGCUAUGCUGACCUGUGGUCCUGAUUAUGCCUAUGGCAAGAAUGGUAGUCUACCGUUGAUUCCAGCUGAUGCUACGUUGAAGUUUGAACUUGAAGUGCUUGAUUGGACCGGAGAAGAGCUAGCUCCGAAUAAAGAUAAAGGUAUUGAGAGAUUCCAAAUUGUUGUCGGCGAAAACUAUGCUCAUCCAGACGAAGGUAGUACUGUAAAAAUACACUUGACUGGAAAGUACAAUGAUCAAGUGUUUGAAGAUAGAGAUAUAGAAUUUGUUCUUGGAGAAGGAGAAGUUGUAGGAAUUAUAGACGGUGUAGAAAUAGCACUGCAGCACUUCUUGAAGAAUGAGAAAUCUAGACUGCUAAUUAAAAGCAAAUAUGCAUUUAAGGAACAAGGAAAUCCGAAAUUUAAUAUUCCACCGAAUGCAGACGUAGAAUAUGAAGUGGAAUUACAAAACUUCGAGAAGGAGAAAGUUUUAUGGACACUGAAAUCACCGGAAAAAAUAGAACAAGCAAAGAUGCAGAAAGAAAAAGGAACGAAUUACUUGAAAUCUGAUAAAUUCAAUUUAGCCAUUAAAGUGUACCAGAAAAUUUUCAAGUACUUAGAUGAUGCAUCAAGUUUCGAGGAUAAUCUCAAAAAGGAGAGAGAUAGUCUCGUAAAAGCGGCUCACUUAAACCUUGCUCUAUGUUACCUGAAAACUAAUGAAAAUGUUUUGGCUAGAGAUGAGUGUACUAAAGUUUUACAACUGGAUCCGCAGAAUGAAAAGGCUCUGUUCAGAAGAGGACAAGCAAAUCUUGGGCUCACAUGGCCUGAAAAGGCUCUUAAUGAUUUCAGGAAGGUUCUAAAAGUACAGCCGAAAAAUACGGCUGCAUCUAAACAAAUUUUAAUCUGUAAUUCUCUUAUUAAACAGCAAUUAACUAAAGAGAAGAAACUUUAUGCGAACAUGUUCGACAAGUUUGCACAGGAAGAUAAACAGAAGGAGGAGCAAAAACUGAAGGAACAGCCGGACGUGAUGCAUGGAACUCUAGGAGAAUGGGGACAGGAAGAAAGACCCGGAGGUAGAGACGCGACUGCCUUCGAGAAGGAAAACCCUAACAUACUUAUGCUCAACGCUAACGGUUCUGGUGAAUUCAAAAAUAUGUAAACAAUAAACUUCUCUUUCGUUACACUGCCCCGCGUAACUGCCGACAAAUUGAAGUCUCAUCAAUCUUUAUUUUCAGUGCCUUCUAAGUACUGCUAUCUUUAACAAAAAUUGCAUGCGUUAUAAGCUAUAUAUUAAAACAUCAAAUGUUUCAUUUUAGCAUGUAGAAUUCGCUAUAUGAAAGUUUUGUACUUAAUGUACAUGA